CUUUCUAUUCUACAUUAGGUGGCGAUAUGAGGGAGUUAUUGAAUCAUUUGUCCAACCGGUUCCUUACAAAACAGACCGAAAUGAUUUAAAGGGGUCAUACGAUGCGAUUUAAAAUGUUUCCUUUCUUUGGAGUAUUACAAGCUCUUGGUGUAUAAAGACGAUCUGUAAAGUCACAAAGACUACAGUAUCAAAUCCAAAGAUAUAAAAGUGAAGAAAGACUAGAAAUUAGUGGUUAAGUUUUAUCUACAACACUGUUGCAGAACAGUUCAACCUAAAUAUUCAGAUGUGUGCAACCCAUUUACGGAAGACGAGGACUGUGAGAGUAGGCUAUAAUGCCAGUGUCUGUUUCUAAAGUGAGGCAGUUCUAACUUUGCAAAGACAGUCUGGCGCUUCUGAUUCACAGUGUUUUUGUGGCCACCUUUGGUGUCCUCAGCUUUGUUGGUCUCGUUCUGGCAAUUGGAACCGAUUUUUGGUACAUCAUUGACACUUCUAAGAGAGAAAACAGCUCAUCUGUGUCUCUGAGCUCACAUUCUGGACUGUGGAGGACUUGUAACUUUCAUAACCAAUGCUGGCCAUUUAUGAAUCCUUUUGGAACAGGAAGAAACUUAUCAGAAUCGCAAAGGCAGAUCCUAAACAUGCAAGGAACGUUCAUCGUGCUGCUGCCUCUCAGUGUGAUCGUGCUGUUCAUCGGAGGAAUGCUGGGCUUCAUCAGUAUGUUGGCACGAGCCUACCUCCUGCUCCUCCUGACCGGGGUGCUGCUUCUGUUCGGUGCUGUGCUCUCAGUGGCUGGUGUUUGUGUCUACAUGGCUUACUCUGCGGCCGCCUUCAAAGAGGCUGUAGACAUCUCUGGCCACAAAACCCUGAAGGACAUCGAGAUUUACUAUGGCUGGUCUCUGAUUCUAGCCUCUGUUUCUUUCGUUGGAGAACUCUGUACCGCCGUGGCGUUCCUGCUCACCUCAGCCAGAGUGAGCCAGCUGACCAAUCAGGAAGACCGUGAAUACUGACCUGCUCUGAAUCAGGACUGAUGUAAGGACAGGAGAGGAUUACACCACAUGAACACACUGAAAGUGACACACAAACACUCAAAACUAAAUCAAUGUUUACAUAUUUAUAUUUUAAAAGGAUGCUUUUUAAAAUGCAGGGGUUUGUGAAAUGUAUUAUAGAAACACCAAUGCUAAACUAAAUUAAUAAAAAUGUAUAAUAAUAAUAAUCAUUCUUAUAAUAAUAGGUAACACUUUAGUAUAGGGACCAAUUCUCACUAUUAACUAGUUGCUUAUUAGCAAUUAUAUA
Molecule: messenger RNA, 1290 nt
Organism: Carassius auratus (goldfish)
Lineage: Eukaryota; Metazoa; Chordata; Actinopteri; Cypriniformes; Cyprinidae
Gene: tmem114
Product: transmembrane protein 114
Exons: 5
Coding region: 579-1004 (141 amino acids)
Cellular component (GO): apical plasma membrane
Source: RefSeq, a predicted model, not a curated record